AUGCGGAACAGUUAUUUACGUUGUCGCUUAACCGGCCUUACGAUCGCGUACUUGGUAUUAAGAUCAGCGGCAGAGGGAAUCGACGAAAAAGCAAAGGAGAGUGUAAUAAACGGCAUUAAAGGAGAAGAGUUAACAGCGAAUUCGUUUACUUUAGAUGGCGAGCCAAAACUUUCAGUAGAUUUCGAACAAAUACUUCAGAAUUUUAACUCCGCUAACAGCGGCUACCUAAGGGUGGCCAAUUUCAGCGGCGCAGACGGCAAAGGUCGCCAUUCCUGUGCACGUCGUUGUCAGAGUAAACAACCGCUUACUUGCUAUUACCGCUUGGUGGUGCAUCAUUACCAGGCCUCGAGCACGGAAUGCGUGCGCUGUCUGGAGAACGAAGUGACCUGUCAGAAGCAGCAGUGCAUUUACGGCGAUGGCGUGUACACACCCAUAAUGGCCAUCAAUCAAAUGCUGCCAGGACCACCCAUCGAGGUGUGCGUGGACGACACGGUGGUGGUUGACGUCAUCAACUACCUAGCGGAGCCGAUCAGCAUUCACUGGCAUGGACUGCCAAUGUUCCGCACGCCGGAAAUGGAUGGUGCCCCGUUCGUUACACAGUACCCCAUACAGCCAGCAGAGGCUUUUCGCUACCAAUUCAAUGCGGAACGCGCGGGUAGCGUCUGGUAUCACAGCCAUGUCGGGCUGCAGAGUGAAAUGGGAGUUGGGGGCAGCUUUGUAAUUCGGCAACCUGUGCUGAGUGAUCAACAAGCAUACUUGUACGACUUUGAUUUACCAGAGCACACACUGUUGAUACAGGACUACAUUUAUGGUAAUGAUUUCAGUCGUGCGCGAAACUUUCUCAUCAACGGCAAGGGUAGAAAUCACGCCUCAAAUCUAUCCGACCGCGAUGCACGUCACCGCUACGAACGUUUAGAAGUGUCAAACGGUAAUCGCUAUCGCUUCCGAGUCAUAUACAAUGGAGUCUUCAACUGUCCUAUAGAGUUCUCGGUGGAAAAUCAUAGAAUGCUUUUGAUUAGUACGGAUGGUAACGAUAUCAUACCUGUGCUUGCUGACAGCUUUUUCAUGGCCUCCGGUGAGCGUUUCGACUUUGUUCUGCAGGCGAAUCAGCAAGAGCGCAGCUACUGGAUUAGGGUGCGUGGUUAUGAGAACUGCGCCAAAGAGAAUCUUUAUCAAGGAGCUAUACUGACUUAUAAAAGUGCUACCAGUCGGUCCUUGCCACAGGAGCCCAUAGCCAAAACUUCAGUUUGUGAUGACGACAAAGAGGAGUACUUCGUCGUGGGUGACUAUGCGCAUCAGGGGCAAAAAACUGUAUCAUUUAAAAAGAGCGCAUGCGGCAGAACCCAUUUUAAAGCAACCAAUGUUGCAACCGUCGGCUUGACUUCUCUGGAACCAGUGCCAUGGUCACGUGAUACCGAAUUUCUCACGUACUACUCAAUACUUGGUUCCCGAGUAUCAUCCGGAAAAUCGGAUGUGGCCUAUCAAAUUGAUAACAUCACUUUUAGAGCGUCGAAAAUUUCGCUUUUGCAAACGAAUGGACUCUUCAACGAAAACGGUGUAUUUUGCAAUCGUUCUUUGUUGGUGGAAAAGGGGCAAAAUUGUGAAAUAAAAAAUUGCAUUUGCACCAAUGUGUUACGACUACCAGCUUACCGUACCAUUGAAAUUGUUUUGGUCAACAACAACAAUGAACCACAUCCGGUGCACUUGCAUGGAUACACAUUCCGUCUAGUGGGCCAAAAUAUUUUGGGAAAUGUAGUGGACUGGAAGCAGAUACGGGAUCUUGACAGACGAGGUCUUCUACAGCGCUCAACUGAUGAUUAUCCCAUACAAAAGGAUACUGUCCAAGUGCCACCAGUGGGCUAUGCGAUCGUGCGUUUCUACAGCAGUAAUCCUGGGUAUUGGAUGUAUCACAGUUCCUUGGACCCUCAGUCAGUAAGUGGUAUGAUUGGCAUCUUCAAAAUUGGCGAGGACCACCAGAUAAAAGAAGUGCCUACUCGUCUACGGUGCUAAUAUUACUUGUAUUCAUUUUACUUUUGUCGAUGAGUUCCCAUUUUAUAUGUUUGUAGCAUGUAUGCACAUUUAUUGAUUUUCAUAAAAUUAAUGA
Rhagoletis pomonella (apple maggot) is the source of this 2104-nucleotide messenger RNA. RefSeq names its product laccase-10 (gene Mco3). The transcript is spliced from 2 exons. Gene Ontology annotation, cellular component: plasma membrane. Bases 1 to 2010 code for a protein of 669 amino acids. Gene Ontology annotation, molecular function: oxidoreductase activity; copper ion binding. Lineage: Eukaryota; Metazoa; Arthropoda; Insecta; Diptera; Tephritidae. Gene Ontology annotation, biological process: iron ion transport. The record is from RefSeq and is a predicted model, not a curated record.